Papilio polytes (common Mormon) is the source of this 1374-nucleotide messenger RNA. Its product is annotated as carboxypeptidase B-like. The transcript has 7 exons. Gene Ontology annotation, biological process: proteolysis. The coding region runs from base 29 to 1333 and encodes 434 amino acids. The record is from RefSeq and is a predicted model, not a curated record. Gene Ontology annotation, molecular function: metallocarboxypeptidase activity; zinc ion binding. NCBI's taxonomy places the organism in Eukaryota, Metazoa, Arthropoda, Insecta, Lepidoptera, Papilionidae.
UAUAUUACUCCGUCGUGUUAUUUGACGAAUGAUGGAUGUUCACAAUUUUAUAUAUGUUUUUUUCUUGUCGUUUUUCGCUCUGUCCGCAGCCAGCAAGAAUGAUGUAUAUUCCGGAUACACAGUUCACGGUGUUGAAGUCAAAGAUCGUGGUGAUCAAGAAAUUCUACAAGAAAUGGUGAUAUCACUUGAUGUUGAUUUAUGGCAGUAUGGCUUCCCUGGAGUCCGUGAUGCCAUCGUCAUGGUGGCAUCAGAAAACAAAGAUGAGUUUCUUAAACAAUUAGAUGAUAAUGGAAUUUCUCAUUAUCUCCAUAUAGAAGACGUAACAAGCUUUUUAAAUGAACAAGAUUUAGAAGUAUCUCGUUGGAGAGCAAGCAAACGAAAUGCUGUUCCGUUUGAGGAUUAUCCACGUUACCAUGAGAUUGAUGCAUACUUGGAACGUAUUGCGUCGCAAUAUCCAGAAAUUGUCACCAUAGUUAAUUCUGGACCAAGUUUUGAAGGACGAAGUAUCAAAUAUUUAAAGAUCUCUACAACAAACUUCACCGAUACUUCAAAGCCGAUAUAUUUUAUGAACGCAAUGUUGCACGCUCGCGAGUGGGUCACCGCUCCCGUAGCUCUGUACUCCAUACACAGAUUGGUAGAAGAUCUACGAUCCCAAGAUCGGGAUCUCUUAGAUAAUAUUGAUUGGAUUAUUAUGCCAUUGGUAAAUGCUGAUGGAUAUGAAUAUUCUCAUAUUGAUCGUCGACUCUGGCGUCGAACGAGAUCCUUCAACCCAGCAGUCAACCUAACAUGUUACGGUGUUGAUGCUAACCGCAACUUCAACGUGUCUCACAACACUAUCGGAAUAUCAUCUGACCCAUGCUCUGAUGUCUACCCAGGACAUAUCCCAUUCUCUGAACGUGAAACUGGCUACGUCAGAGAUAUUCUUCAUGAGUAUAUUGAUAGAAUACAAUUGUAUUUAGACAUCCAUAGCCAUGGUAACUACGUACUAUACGCAUAUGGAGAUAGGUCUCUGCCCCCUAAUGCAUUGGAUUUGCAUCAUGUCGGAGCGAUAAUGGGAGCUGCGAUAGAUGUGAUGAAGUUACCACAAGCGGGAUUCUAUUUGGUUGGUAACAGUGCUCUAGUACUGUACGGGUCAUCUGGAAGCGCUCAAGAUUACGGACAACAUGUUGGUGUCCCAUUUUCUUAUACUUUGGAGCUACCGGGCUACGGAUACGCAUUCUCCGUACCUCCUCGCUUCAUUGCCCAGAUCAAUGAAGAAACUUGGUUGGGUAUAGCGGCAUCUGCUAGAGUCUCACUCCAGUAUUACAGAGCGCGUUUGAAUAUUUCAAAUUGAUGUAGUGUGAUCUUGUAAUAAAAUUUAUAUUUAAACUGGAA